AUGCUGGCGCAGCUAGUGCUCAUGCUUUCUCGUCUAUUGUUCUGCAACGAUCUAGGCGGCCUUCAACGAUUGUACAGAAUGUUCAAGUUCCUAUUAAAGCUCGCCAAGGCUCUUCUAUCAUAUGGUGCACCUUCCCAUCGUAUUGGUUCCAUGUUAUCAGCAGCCUCGGACAUUUUGGGAGCACGCGCCGAUUUCGUGCAUCUUCCUAACAUCAUCAUUGUCUCUAUUCGAGACGCUGACUCGGGCCCGACCAGAACCUACUUUGUGCGCGCAACCGGUCGAAUCGCUCUGACGAAAUUGCAUGGUGUUCAUCUCAUCUACCGGGACGUUCUUCACGACAGAAUUACUGCUGAGGCCGGUACCGAGGCUCUUCGCGCGAUCUUACGGGCGCCUCCUGCUUACGGACUCGCUGUUCGCUGUCUUUUGGCCUUCUUCUCCGCGUCUAUCAUUUGUGUCGUUUCUUUCGGCGGAUCCCUCGUCGACAUGUGGAUAAGUGGCUUGUGCGCCUGCUGUUUACAGUACCUUGGUUUGAGUGCUGCCCACAAAAGCUCCAUGUAUGCUAAUGUCUAUGAGAUAUCCGUCUCUAUUAUUGUCGCCUUCGUGGCGAGAGGUUUGAGCAAUGUCCCGGGUAACAUUUUUUGUUAUAGCGCAAUAUCGUCUGCAGGUGUGGUCGUCAUUCUCCCAGGAUUUACAGUUUUGAUAAGUGCCUUGGAGCUGAUGUCGCGCAACAUAUUUUGUGGCUCCGUUAGGAUUGUUUACGCUAUCAUUUACACGCUGUUUUUGACUUCUAUCCUCGUUGUCGAUCGCAAGGCUCAUCGUGCAUAUGUUCAGGGUUCGCUUCCAGCCAAUUAUACAUAUGCGCAUGGCACCUUUUCGAUGACGAACGGCUCCGCACCUUUUAUUCCCUGUAUAUUUGUGCUUCUAUUCAUCAUCAUUUCUCAUCGCCUCAUUGCUAAACAAGGCUGUUUUCGUGACCCUUCAUGGCAUUGGGCAUUUCAGCCAUUUCCUUGGUGGACUUUACUUUUCCUCGUGCCUCUCUAUACGACUUGCUCCUCUUUAUCCAAUCUCCAAUCCUUUCGGAGCAUCCAACUUCCCGUCAUGGUGGUCUUUGCAUGCUGUUCCUAUGCUGCUAACCGCGCUGCAAGUAUCGUUUUGCCAAACCGAAGCGAUAUUGUGUCCGCUGCGGGAGCGUUUGUGAUUGGAUUGCUUGGGAAUAUAUAUUCUCGUCUUGUCGGUGGGACUGCAUUCACUUCUAUGGUUACUGGAGUGUUGUUCCUGGUUCCUUCUGGCAUAGCUCAAGGUGGAGGUUUGACACAGAACUUUCACAGCUCCGCUGAACAAUACUCGACGGGAUUCUCUUUGGCUCUGCGGAUGAUAUCCGUGGCCUCCGGAGUGACUAUUGGGUUGUUUGUGAGCCAAGUCAUUGUAUACCUAUUCGGCACGAGGAAAAAUGCGGCUCACUUCGCUUUCUAA
Molecule: messenger RNA, 1473 nt
Organism: Desarmillaria tabescens
Lineage: Eukaryota; Fungi; Basidiomycota; Agaricomycetes; Agaricales; Physalacriaceae
Exons: 9
Coding region: 1-1473 (490 amino acids)
Biological process (GO): transmembrane transport
Molecular function (GO): transmembrane transporter activity
Source: RefSeq, a predicted model, not a curated record